Molecule: messenger RNA, 669 nt
Organism: Pichia kudriavzevii
Lineage: Eukaryota; Fungi; Ascomycota; Pichiomycetes; Pichiales; Pichiaceae
Exons: 1
Coding region: 1-669 (222 amino acids)
Biological process (GO): dUTP catabolic process; dUMP biosynthetic process
Molecular function (GO): dUTP diphosphatase activity; magnesium ion binding
Source: RefSeq, a predicted model, not a curated record
AUGAAAGACAACAAAAAAAAAAAAAAAAAAUCAAAACGCGUCUCCAAUUUUGUGAAUAAUGUGCAAGGUGGUUAUUAUUAUAUAUAUAUAUAUAUAUAUGUAUAUAGUCAUAUAUGUAUACGUACAUGUACAUGUGUGUGUAUAUAUUAUCUCUUUAAGAGAUACACUGUUGCACCAAUACCUGUCCUCUAUAGUCCCGCCAUUAUUGAUCCAUCAAAAAAAAAAGAAAUGAGUUUAGGAGUACGUUUACUGUCCGCCACAGCUAAGGCACCUACAAGAGGCUCUCCAUUAAGUGCCGGUUACGACGUUUAUGCCAGUGAGGCCUGUGUCAUCCCGGCAAACGGCCGUGCCCUUGUCUCUACAGGGGUUGCCGUAGUGUGUCCACAAGACACCUAUGCCAGAGUGGCUCCACGGUCCGGUUUGGCUGUCAAACACGGCAUUGCAACAGGUGCAGGUGUGGUGGACGCCGAUUACAGAGGUGAAGUAAAGGUGCUGCUCUUCAACCAUUCUCAACAAGAUUUCACAGUCUCUUGUGGUGAUCGUAUUGCCCAGCUGGUCCUUGAGAAAAUUGCCACUCCACAAGUCCAUGUCCUUGAUGAUGCCGAAUGGAUUCAACUCUCCCAAACAGAGAGAGGCGCUGGCGGUUUCGGUUCUACAGGCACAAACUAA